This is a messenger RNA of Camellia sinensis, 1282 nucleotides long. Lineage: Eukaryota; Viridiplantae; Streptophyta; Magnoliopsida; Ericales; Theaceae. The record is from RefSeq and is a predicted model, not a curated record.
AUGAGUUCAUCAGGAAGUAUACGUUCAACUGCAAGUGCCUCUUCUAUUGAUACUAAUCAAACUGGGGAUGAAAAUGCUCCUCUUUGGGGUUACGUUACGAAAAUAGCUAAAAGGGAUGAAGACAGAAGUGCUGGGUUAGCCUUUCAUUUGGCUAGGAAUCCAUAUUUUGUGGGUGCUUUUAAAUUUGCUGCUGAGAAUCAAAUUAUAGGGUAUGUCCCUCCUCGUUACAACUUAUUGAGGACUACUCUACUUCAAAAAGAAAAAGCAAAUAUUGAUAGGCUGUUGGAACCAACAAAACAAUCAUGGAAUAAAAAAGGGUUGAGUGUAGUAGUCGAUGGAUGGACCAAUGCACAAAGGAGACCUCUUAUCAAUCUCAUGGCAGCAUCUGAUGGUGGAGCUAUGUUUGUAAGAGCUGUUAAUUGUAAAGGUGAGUACAAAGACAAGUAUCAUAUUGCUAAAUUAAUUAGUGAGCUGAUUGAUGAAGUAAGCCCUCAUAAUGUGAUUCAAGUAAUUACUGACAAUACUCCUGUUUGUAGUGCAGCUGGAUCAAUCAUACAAGAAUGUAGUAGAAUGCUUUUAAUAAUGUCAGUGAUACGUUUUAGUGUUCUAAUGACUACAUAUGAGGAGAUUGAUAUUAACUGGAUUGGUUUGGUUUACCAAAUGGGAGGUGUUGUUGGGGAAGCUUUGAGGCUUAUAUUCAUGGAGAUUUUUGUUAAAAUGAAGGGUCUCAAACUAAACCCUAUUUUUGUCAUGUACUACGUUAGUCCCUGCAGUGUUCUUUGCUUGUUCAUUCUGUGGAUUUUUCUAGAGAAGCCAAAGAUGGACGCCCAAGGGACAUGGAGCUUUCAACCUGUUAUCCUAACACUCAAUUCUCUCUAUACUUUUGCACUCAAUCUAUCAGUUUUUCUUGUGAUCUCGCAUACAAGUGCUUUGACAAUUCGUGUUGCUGGAGUUGUCAAGGAUUGGGUUGUUGUCUUACUAUCAGCCCUUCUGUUUGUUGAUACAAUGUUGACAAUGAUAAAUCUGUUUGGUUAUGGCAUUGCCAUUGCAGGUGUAGUUGCAUAUAACAACCACAAGUUGAAAAAGGAAGCUUCUCAAGGCUCCUUUGAUGAGUCCCAACAUGCUGAAUCUACGCCAUUAACUUCAUCCUCAACUAUUGAAAGUAGAUAAAUAGAGAGCGGUCUCACAGUUUAGUCUGAGGUAUGCAACUUUAAUUGUUCAAUUUGACUCUUCCCUCAAAGUGUAAGGAGUUUGAAGUAAGAUUUGUGGCACACACUGUUUG